Molecule: messenger RNA, 3869 nt
Organism: Zerene cesonia (dogface butterfly)
Lineage: Eukaryota; Metazoa; Arthropoda; Insecta; Lepidoptera; Pieridae
Gene: Klp3A
Product: chromosome-associated kinesin KIF4
Exons: 20
Coding region: 280-3690 (1136 amino acids)
Biological process (GO): microtubule-based movement; mitotic spindle organization
Molecular function (GO): ATP binding; microtubule binding; microtubule motor activity
Source: RefSeq, a predicted model, not a curated record
CCGUUUAUUUUAAAAUUGGAAUUAUAGUUGAACUCGGUUGCAGGCUUGUAGUUUAAAACUUUGCAAGUUACAUAAAAUUUAUGUUUUCGUUAACAUUGUGGUGUUGAUAUCUUUUUUAAAUCGAAUAGUGUGAUUAAAUUCUUAACUGGCACGGUACUUGCAGAAAAAAAAUAGUGACAGCUCCUGGACAUGAUAUUAAUUACAUAGAAAAGAUAUUUUAGGCUUUAACACGGGCCGAGGGUAUUUUACAUGGUGAAAAAUUACAAAUAAAUCCUCAAAAUGGUUGACACAGAGUCUAGUAAGGCCACUAUUGAUACAGUCCAAGUUGCCUUAAGAAUAAGGCCGUUGAUGCAGCAAGAAAUUGAAAGAGGAUGUGACGAAUGCAUAGAUGUUGUUAAUGGGGAGCAGCAAGUUCAAAUUAAGGAUCUAGCUUUCACAUACAAUUAUGUAUUUCCACAACACAUUACACAACAGGAGUUCUAUGAUACAGCCGUUAAAGGUCUCAUUAGCAAACUUUUUCAAGGUUACAAUGUUACAAUACUUGCCUAUGGUCAGACUGGGUCUGGAAAAACAUAUACAAUGGGCACUAACUACUCAGGUUCAUAUGGUGAUUCAUCUAAAUUAGGUGUUAUUCCGCAAGCUGUAGCUGACAUAUUUGACUUCAUCGAGACCCAUGAGGAUAAAUUUAUAUUCAAAGUGUCUGUUUCCUUUAUGGAACUUUAUCAGGAGCAAUGCUAUGACCUUCUGUCUGGCAAAGAGCGCGGCCAUAGCGUCAUAGAAAUAAGAGAGGAUGUUAAUAAAGGGGUGAUUUUGCCAGGGAUAACAGAACUGCCAGUUUCUUCCACUGCGGACACAAUGAUGGCUCUUGAGAAGGGUUCCUCAGGGCGUGUGACAGGUUCCACUGCAAUGAACCAAGCGUCCAGUAGGAGUCAUGCGGUGUUCACUAUUGUCAUCAUCAAGGAGAGCCGUACUGAUAAAAAUAUAGCAACAUCAUCAAAAUUCCACCUCGUCGACUUGGCUGGAUCUGAGCGGAUAAAGAAGACGAAAGCCAGUGGGGAGAGGUUGAAGGAAGGUGUCAAGAUCAACCAGGGACUGUUAGCCCUCGGCAACGUGAUCUCUGCUUUGGGCGAUGGUACCAACAGGAGCUUUAUUAGUUAUAGGGAUAGCAAGCUUACUAGGUUGUUACAGGAUAGUCUGGGAGGUAACUCGUUAACCCUGAUGGUGGCUUGUGUGAGCCCAGCAGACUAUAACUUGGAUGAGACGGUAUCCACUCUGCGGUACGCAGAUAGAGCGCGCCGUAUACGGAAUAAGCCCAUUAUUAACCAGGAUGCUAAGGCUGCUGAGAUUGUUAGGCUGAACAACUUAGUUAAUGAAUUACGACUCCAGCUACUUGGUAAAUUACCGACUGUAAGUGAACAAAAUAAUGAACAAUUAGAGGAAGAGCUUGAAAGAGAGAAGGCGAGAUAUCAAGAACUAUUGAAGAAACACAAGCAAGUUACAGAGCACCUCGGUAAUAUGUUGAUAGAAAACACUAAUUUGUGUGAAAAGGCACUAUUAGCGGAAAGCGCGAAAGAAAAACUUGAACGUAAAUUAAAUGAAUUGACGCAACAAUGCAAUCAGACUAUUGAAAACUUUAAUACAACAGACAAUCAAGACGAAGAGUCGCAGAAGACGACUAUGGUAGAUUAUUUGAAAGAAAUAAAGACUCGUUUAGAAGAUUUGCAAUCGUUUAACAUGAAGACCAAUGAAGAGAUGAUAGAUCAUGAGAUCAAGCUGUCGUUUAUAAAGAAAGAUGGUGAUGGAGAAAAGUUGGAUGAUGAAGAAGUGCUCAAUGAGGAUCAAGUUGUUUUGGAAGAAGAGAAAAGGGCAAUGGGACAGGUUGCAUUAAACCAAGAGUUGCAAGAGCUCAACCGCGCUAUGGCGAUCAAGGCGUCCGUGGUUCAAGCUAUACUGGCCAACAAUAAGGAGAUGAUUGACAGCCACCAGAACUUACGCGAAAACGAAGAAAAGAUCACACAGUUGGAGAAGGAGAGAGACGAACUGUUGCAGCAGUUGAAGCACAAUAGAAGUAAAGAUCCAUCACACGAAGAGCGACGCACUAAAGUGUCCACACUCGAGGCGGAAAUAUCGGAUCUGAAGAAGAGGUGCCAGGCUCAAGCCAACAUCAUCAAGGUCAAAGAGAAGAAUGAAGCCAAGAUUGCUUCAUUGAAUGCUGAACUUCAGGCCAUGAAGGCUACUAAGGUGAAAAUCAUCCGUCAAAUGCGCGAGGAGAGCGAGAAGUUCCGCAAGUGGAAGGCGGACAAUGAGCGCGCGAUGCUGCGCCUGCGCAACGAGGACCGCAAGCGCGCCACCGCCAUGGCCAAGAUGGAGUCGCUGCACGCCAAGCAGCAGAACGUGCUCAAGCGCAAGAUGGAGGAGGCCGUGGCGGUCAAUAAGCGGCUCAAGGAAGCUCUGGAAAGGCAGAAAAAGACGGCAAUGAAACGCAACGCCAAAGGGAACGUAAAAGCUGGCGCUGUACAACAGUACAUCGAGCAGGAGCUUGAAGUUCACCUUAGUAUUGUUGAAGCGGAGAAAUCACUUGAAGAGCUUAUGGAAUAUCGGGCGUGGAUAACAGAAGAAAUAGAGAAUCUGCGUAAUGGGCCGGACAGUGAGGGAAGCAGGAAGAAGAUUGCCGAGCUCGAGAAUGAUCUCGCGUUGCGAAAGGCGCAGAUUUCUGACCUACAGCAGAAGAUCCUUACCGCUGAUCAAGAAAACAAGGCGCGAACACAAUGGGACAACAUUCAAUCAAUGCUCGAAGCUAAAGUAGCGCUCAAAUGCUUAUUCGAGCUGCUGGUGGACGCUAAGCGAGAGCUCCAGAACCAGAGCGAAAAGGGAUUCCAGUCCAAAUACGAGGAGAUAAAGGAAGCAUUCGACAGGCUGAAUAUUGAGUUUGAGAAUAGCAAGGCGGACUUUGAGAGACAGAUCGCCACUAUGAAACUUCAGAAUGAACAGACUUUGAGCGACCUGGUGGCGCUGCAGGCGGGCGGCGGGCGGGCGGGCGGCGCGCGCGGCGAGGCGUGCCGCAACCUGCAGACCGUCAUACAGUACCAGCAGGACAAGCUCGAGCAGCUCGAGCUGGAGAACAAAAAGCUGGCCGACGAGUUGGAGACGCUGCGUAGCGCCAGCAAGAAAGUCAAGAAGCGCAAGAAGGAGCCCGUCGACACGCUCAAGAUGGUCUCAUAUACGGACAUCACCGAUGAAGAGGAGAAUGAUGAUGAGGAUAGUAACAAGGACCCCGAUUGGAGAGCCACGCCGCUGUUUAAGCGAAUUCAGGCGCAGCGCUCCCGCCUGACGAUGAACUUCAGCCAAUCGGGCGAGGCGGACAGCACGCGGCCGGUGAAGCGCAGCAGCGACGGCAGCGCGCACUGCUCGUGCCGCGGCAGCUGCAGCACCAAGCUGUGCGGCUGCAAGAAGGCGGGCGUCGGCUGCGCGCUCACGUGCCGCUGCCAGCGCGAGCUGUGCAAGAACCGCCGCGCCUCCGCCUCCGCCGACAGCGCGCACAGCGACGACAACAACGAGAACGAAACUAACAAUGGAGGUGUACUGGACACUACGCCGCCAUCUUACUUCGAUAAGCGAGAUCAUCUUGAUGCAACAUACAUAAAGAAGAAGAAGUGUUAUUUUUUCCCCGAAGACCCUAACAAUGAGUAAAGACUGAGCAAACAGGCGCUGGCGCAAAAAGUUAUUUUAUGAAAUUUCUCGCAUUUAAUGACGGAUGUAUAUCCAAAUUAUAAGUAAAGUAUUGACUACUGACAUUUAAUUGUGAUUUUUAGCGUAAGGUGUUUUUAAUAAAUUAGAUGAGUACUAUAAUAAUAAUUCGCUAAAUAAAG